GAGAGAGAGGGAGAGAGAGAGAGAGAGAGAGAGGGAGAGAGAGAGAGAGAGCGAGUGAGAUAAAGAAAGAGAGAGAGAGAGAAAGACAGAGAGAGAGAGAGAGAACAGAACAGAACAGAAUGGAAUGUCUCUGAUUGUCCAUGUUCCGUCUCAGAACACAUGACAACAUAGAACUUGUACGGUAAGCACAGCUCUGUAGCAGGGAAUCACUCAUUAACAGUAGAAGGAUGACCUGCCACUCAUUGAGCUCCUUUGUACGGAGCCUGUCCAGGAGAAAACCUCUGGAGCCCGAGGGAGAGGAGUCCACUUUCAACCGCUGUCUGACCACCCUGGACCUGGUGGCCCUAGGGGUGGGGAGUACCCUGGGGGCAGGGGUCUAUGUUCUCUCAGGAGAGGUUGCAAGGACGUCGUCAGGUCCCAGCAUCAUUAUAUCCUUCUUCAUUGCUGCCGUGGCCUCUGUCUUUGCCGGCUUGUGCUACGCUGAGUUCGGGGCCCGCGUCCCCAAAACGGGGUCUGCGUAUCUCUACAGCUAUGUGACGGUGGGAGAGCUACUGGCCUUUAUUACCGGGUGGAAUCUGUUGCUGUCCUACGUCAUAGGGACGUCCAGUGUGGCGAGGGCUUGGAGCGGAACCUUUGAUGACCUCAUCGGCAAUGCCAUGGGGAACUUCUUCAAAGAAAACGUAUACAUGAACCUCCCGGGCCUCGCAGAAUACCCAGACUUCUUUGCUGCUGGACUCAUUAUGCUCCUGGCAGGUCUGCUGGCCUUCGGUGUCCAGGAAUCGGCAAUAGUCAACAAGAUCUUCACGGCCAUCAACAUCCUGGUUCUUCUGUUUGUCAUUAUUGCGGGCUUCGUCAAGGGAGACAUCGGUAACUGGCAGAUCAGUCAGGAGACGCUCAUCAACGCUACAGCAAAAUCACAGAAUCUAACGUCUACAGUCAAUGUGACCAGUAUGUAUGGGGAUGGAGGGUUCUUCCCCUACGGUUUCGACGGGACAAUCUCCGGAGCCGCUACCUGUUUCUACGCCUUCGUAGGCUUCGACUGCAUCGCCACAACAAGUGAGGAGGUGAAGAACCCUCAGAAGUCCAUCCCGCUGGGCAUCGUGGCGUCGCUCCUCAUCUGUUUCCUGGCCUACUUCGCUGUGUCGGCGGCCCUCACUCUGAUGAUGCCCUACUACAUGCUGAAUGUUAACAGCCCGCUACCCGUGGCCUUCGAGUACAUCGGCUGGGGGCCCGCCAAGUAUGUGGUGGCUGUCGGUUCACUCUGCGCCCUCUCCACCAGUCUGCUGGGUUCCAUGUUCCCUAUGCCCCGCGUACUGUUUGCUAUGGCCAGAGACGGCCUCCUCUUCAAGCCCCUCAGUAAGGUCAGCGCCAGACAAAGUCCUGUCAUCGCUACCAUCUCCUCCGGGGUCGUAGCAGCGAUAAUGGCCCUGGUGUUUGACCUGAAAGCAUUAGUUGAUAUGAUGUCAAUUGGGACACUCUUUGCCUACACACUUGUGGCUAUAUGCAUUCUUAUACUUAGGUACCAAGAGACCCAAUCAAAAGAUUCAGAUCUCCAGAUCCUUGAAUCAAACACCAAGUUUGGUUGUCUGGAACCACCAUCAUUCCCAACAUCGGGCACCUCGAAAACAGUCACAGGUUUGACUGUAUUGUCAGUGGUGUGUGUAUGUGCUCUGUGCCUCCUGCUGACCCAAGCGAUAGACGCUAUACAGCGGCAAGAGAUCUGGAGCAUUGUGUGUGUGUCCAUCGUAGCCUUCAUCCUACUGGUCCUCGUCAUCGUCAUCUGGAGGCAUCCACAGAACCAAGCCAAGGCUGCUUUCAUGGUGCCCUUCCUGCCCGUGCUGCCAGUAGUUAGUGUGUUUGUCAACGUCUACCUGAUGGUCCAGUUAGGAGGAGACACCUGGAUGCGAUACGCCAUCUGGAUGGCUGUAGGGUUCCUCAUCUACUUUGGUUAUGGGAUCCGUAACAGUGUUCAGAAGCAGAGGAACCAGACCAGCCAGGUAAAGAUUGAGACCAUCAGCGGUGUGAUGGAAAAGGAGGCUGUCAAAGAAGAGAAGUUCUGAGGCUGAGUGGAAAGGACAGUGCCGGGCAGGACAACACAGGACAGGACAUGACAUGACAACACAGGACAGCACAGGACAGCACAGGACAGCACAGGACAGCACAGGACAGCACAGGACAUGACAACACAGGACAGCACAGGACAGCACAGGACAGCACAGGACAGCACAGCAC
Molecule: messenger RNA, 2232 nt
Organism: Salmo salar (Atlantic salmon)
Lineage: Eukaryota; Metazoa; Chordata; Actinopteri; Salmoniformes; Salmonidae
Product: cationic amino acid transporter 2
Biological process (GO): L-arginine import across plasma membrane; L-ornithine transmembrane transport
Cellular component (GO): plasma membrane
Molecular function (GO): L-ornithine transmembrane transporter activity; L-arginine transmembrane transporter activity; L-lysine transmembrane transporter activity
Source: RefSeq, a predicted model, not a curated record